AUGAUUAUUCUCGAAAGAUGGGAACCUACAACCGCAAGAGAUUUCCCAUCCCAAAUUCCUUUCACGAUCAAAGUCCAAGGCAUACCUCUUCACCUUUGGUCUGAUGAAACCCUCAAAAGCAUAGCCGAUGAUAUUGGUGUCUUAGAAUCUUCUGAAAUUAUCUCCACAGAGGCAAAAAUGCAAGUGACUAUAAAUGGACUUCAGCCACUCAUCACUACUACGUCGGUAGAGUUCGCAACUGGCGAAGAAGCGGAAGCUUUCCUGGUCUAUGAAAAACUCGAGAAACACUGCAUCAGCUGCUUUAGCCUCAACGAUGAUGUAAAGGACUGCACUAAUCUAGACAACUCUCCGGAGAAGGAUACUGCGGUGAACCUGGAGACAAGCCGAACAAUCCGAAGCUCUAAUCCGCAUAGGGAACACAUCUUGGAACAAUCUUAUCGACCUACGGCUCCUCAGUUCUCACACAGACCUUACCAGAAAUCGACUGAGAAUGCUUUCAAAAACUACCCAAGGGAGCGUAAUUCGAGCGAUGCUUAUUAUUCCUCUCAAGUUACAAAGACUAGACAUGAUCGGCAGGGAUCAAGCAGAGCAAGAAGGUAUCAGACACCACCUCAAUGGAUCGAAAAGCCUAGAGUAUCAGAGACUCGGAGAGAAGAGGAAUCUACUUUCUCGGCGGGAUCCUCUAGGCAGAGGAGACCACCCCUGGAUAGAGAACCAUCCCCCACGGUUCCAAAUGCUGAGUUACCCAGAGAAGCGUUGAACACCGCCAUGGGUGAAAUCCGGGAUGUUCUGGUCCAAUACUCCUCCUGUGCAGAUCCUUCGGAAAGUGCAGCAAGAAAGGAGAGACACAGAUUAGCAGAAGAAAAUGGAGACAUCCAGGAACAAGCGGCUCAAAUGGUGAGAGCAGCUCUGGCUGCUAAAGCAUUAGCAGCGUCUUUUGAGGAAGCAGAGAGGGUUGCCCGACUAUCUCCUUCCCACAGCCCCACUGGGAGACCUAUUGAUCGAAUCCCAACCUCCCAAAGGCUAGGUCCACCGGUAGAGCCACCUGAAACAUGCCAACAACUGCUCUCAAGCCCUGUGACAGCAAAAAAACGAGGAAGACCAGCAGGGAAGAAAACUAACGUAAAAGGACCUCUGCUGCAAGGAAGCGGGUCCCAGAAACGAAAAGUUGCUCAGGUGAUGCAGUCCCCAAGGAAAAGACAAAACUCAGCAUCCCCAAGAGCAUCGGGAAGGGGAACUACUCGAACAUCUGGUCCACGAACUAGUAACACAUCUCGACAAGCAGGAACCGGCUCAAGGUUGGGGAAUCCCUGGACAGUUCGACGUCUCAAGGAGAUCCGCAAGAGAGUAGACCCGGAUAUCAUCUUCCUGUCAGAGACAAAAAAUCCCGAUCCUUUUGUGAUGACGAAAGUAGAAAGCCUUGGCUACCACAACAUCGCUUUUGUAUCCCCAUCGUCAGUUGCUAGUGGUGGACUCUCGCUUCUAUGGAAACAAGAAAUCCCAUUAGACAUUAUUUCCUCUUGUACUAACUACUUUGAUACUCAGAUAACGUAUGAAGGUCUCGUUUUCUAUUCUACCUUUGUUUAUGGAGAUCCGGAAAGGGCCACAAGAAAACAAGUUUGGGACCAGCUCAUAGGCUUAGCACAAGUGCGAGACGAUCCCUGGUUCCUGUCAGGGGAUUUUAACGAUAUAAUCAAUAACUCGGAAAAAGAGGGAGGACCUAUCAGAGAUGAAGGAACCUUCAGUGAUUUCCGCACCUUUCUCUCUGAAGGAGACUUGUACGACUUAAGACACUCUGGCUGCUGCCUAUCUUGGAGAGGCAGAAGAAACAACCACCUUGUUAAAACCAGGCUAGAUAGAGCCCUUUCAAACAAUGAGUGGGCAGAGCUCUUCCCAUCUGGUCGUUGCGAAUACUUGAGAUUUGAAGGCUCGGACCAUCGACCCAUUGUCUCCUAUUUUGGCCCUACGAGGAAGAAGAGAAAAUCCAGCUUUAGAGCUAUUGUCCAGUGGAGUAAAGACCAACAAGUGAAUAGCCAAAACCAAAUAGAAUUGCUGAAGCAAGGCAUUGAAGCGAAAAUGAUAAGCCCCUCACCCAAUGAGCUCUUGCUGGCUUCUCUAACGGCAGAGUUAAAUAAGGCGUACAAUGCAGAGGAGUCCUUCUGGAAGCAAAGAAGCAGUCAGCUCUGGUUGAAUCGAGGGGAUAGAAAUACAAGUUUCUUCCAUGCUUCUGCACGAAAAAGAUUUGCAAUCAAUAAAUUCUCGGUAAUAGAAGAUGAGGAAGGCAUAGUCCAUUUCAAAGAAGAUCAAAUAGUCAAGGUUAUUACCGAGUAUUUCAGAAGCUUAUUCUACUCUCACGCUCAGAUGAGCGAGCAGAAAAGAGCCAUCAUCACGGAGGCUCUACAACCUUUGAUCUCAGACAGCACCAACCAAGAACUAAUCAAAGAUCCAUCUCACUCUGAGAUCAAAGAGGCUCUUUUCGCUAUUCAUGCAGAGAAAGCACCUGGGCCUGAUGGCUUCUCUGCAAGUUUCUUCCACUCAAACUGGGAAGUGGUGGGUCCGGACAUUAUCGCUGAAGUGGAGACUUUCUUCCGUUCUGGAGAACUACCUCGAAGUUCCAAUGAUACCCACAUCAGACUGAUUCCUAAAAUUCUUGGACCAAGGAAAGUGAGCGACUACAGACCGAUAGCCCUCUGUAACGUCUGCUAUAAAGUGAUAUCCAAGCUACUAUCUCGACGGCUACAACCUCUCCUGGAUGGUCUUAUCUCUGAAAAUCAAUCGGCUUUUGUACCGAAGAGAGCUAUCUCUGAUAAUGUGCUAAUCACACAUGAAGUUCUUCAUUUCCUGAAAGUAUCCAAAGCAAAGGUAUCAUGUUCCAUGGCAGUAAAGACAGAUAUGAUCUCUUACUCUUUCCUCAUCAAUGGAGCUCCAAGAGGAUCGAUCAAACCCUCACGAGGAAUCAGGCAGGGAGAUCCGCUAUCCCCUUACAUCUUCAUCAUCUGUAGUGAAGUUCUUUCCGGCUUGUGUAGAAAAGCGCAGAUCCUAGGCAAACUCCAAGGGAUUUGA
Microthlaspi erraticum is the source of this 3063-nucleotide messenger RNA. Lineage: Eukaryota; Viridiplantae; Streptophyta; Magnoliopsida; Brassicales; Brassicaceae. The record is from the annotation of a GenBank genome assembly.